UUUCUUUUAAACCAAUUUUUCUAUGUUUUCCGUUUGUUAAAACUAUCUAUAAAAUGCUAAUUUUUCCUUCCAAUCAAACUAUAUAAUUGGGAAAAAAACCUCGUAUGACAAAUUUUGUUAAUUUGUCUUUUGGCAAAAGAGGAAACAACAUUUGCCAAGCUAAAAACAAGAGAAGCCCUCCGUGGAUAGCCAAAAACUCUGGUUGUUUAACUAAAACAAAGCAAUUACUAUGAUCCCAUUCGUAGGCAAAAGCUUCAAUCUUUUUAGUUGACAAUUGUUUUCCCACCAUUUCUACUGACUAGAAGAAAGGAAAAAAGGUUUUUUUUUUUUUUUGUUCUGUUCAAAGAAGUUUGGGUCUUGGGAAGUUAUGAGCAAAGAAGAAGAUGGUGGAUUAGACAACAGGGGAUGGUUAAGAUCGUCGUCAGGGGCGUAUAAAUGGCUGGCGAGCUUCCACCGUGAUCUGAUGGCGGGAGCGGUGAUGGGUGGCGUGGUGCACACGAUCGUGGCACCCAUUGAGAGGGCAAAGUUAUUGCUUCAAACCCAAGAGAGCAAUUUGGCUAUCGUAGCUGGUCGAAGAAGGAAAUUCAAAGGGAUGUUUGAUUGUAUCUUCCGAACGGUUAGAGAAGAAGGCACUCUUUCAUUAUGGAGAGGCAAUGGGAGUAGUGUUCUUAGAUAUUACCCUUCUGUUGCUCUUAAUUUCUCCCUCAAGGUGGAGACUAUAGAGUAUUUCCCUUCAGGGCCUUGGCAGAUGAAGAGAGCAUUAACCGGCAAGGAUCUGUACAGAAACAUAUUAAGAAAUGGCUGUUUUCAAGAUGGUCAUGUAUUCUCAGGAGCAUCUGCAAACUUUAUCGCCGGAGCUGCAGCUGGUUGCACAACAUUGAUCAUAAUCUACCCUCUUGACAUUGCCCAUACACGUCUUGCUGCAGACAUUGGGAGAACUGAUGUUCGUCAGUUCCGAGGUAUUUAUCAUUUCUUGAGUACUAUGUAUAAAAAGGAUGGAAUCUGGGGAAUUUACAGCGGUCUUCCCGCCUCUCUACAUGGGAUGAUUGUUCAUCGGGGUCUAUAUUUUGGAGGUUUUGAUACAAUGAAGGAAAUUUUGUCCGAGAAAUCCAGAAAUGAAUUGGCAUUAUGGAAACGGUGGGUGGUGGCCCAAGCUGUGACAACUUCUGCUGGAUUGUUGUCGUAUCCACUAGAUACAGUUAGGAGGCGGAUGAUGAUGCAAUCUGGCUUGGAAAAACCAAUGUACCAUAGCACACUGAACUGCUGGAGAACGAUUUAUAGGACAGAAGGGGUGACUUCAUUUUACCGUGGAGCCGUGUCUAAUGUUUUUAGGAGCACCGGUACUGCGGCCAUCUUGGUUCUAUACGAUGAGGUCAAGAAGUUCAUGAAUUGGGGUGGAUCUUAGUCGGAAGCAAUUUUUUAUAGUUUUCUUUUAAACAAAAGGGCUAGAGUAGUAGAACCAGAUUCAGGGUUACAGCAUAGAAAGCCUUGUAAAGUUCAACCGAACAUGACAUUCAUUUACCAAACAUGGCAAUCCACACACACCUUGAUUUUCCUUACAAAUAAAAAGAGCAAAAGUUGUUGCA
This is a messenger RNA of Gossypium raimondii (Peruvian cotton), 1586 nucleotides long. RefSeq names its product probable ADP,ATP carrier protein At5g56450. The record is from RefSeq and is a predicted model, not a curated record. Gene Ontology annotation, cellular component: mitochondrial inner membrane. Gene Ontology annotation, molecular function: ATP:ADP antiporter activity. The transcript has 3 exons. NCBI's taxonomy places the organism in Eukaryota, Viridiplantae, Streptophyta, Magnoliopsida, Malvales, Malvaceae. Gene Ontology annotation, biological process: mitochondrial ADP transmembrane transport; mitochondrial ATP transmembrane transport. The coding region runs from base 368 to 1405 and encodes 345 amino acids.